AUGAAUACCCUUGUCCCGGGACUAUUUCUUCUCUUAUGAACGGGUGGAGAAGAAGUAAUACGAAGAAGUCUUCUCUUAUGAACGGAUGGGGCGCUGUUCAGUUCGCCGUAAGGUGCCGCCGCGCUGACCAGGAUGAGUGAAUGAGUCGAGUAGUAGACUCAGAUAUAGCGAGUCGAUCCAGGUAUAGCUUAGUCUCUGAUCCAGUUCCCCUGUUCUGCACGACAAUCAUUCCAUGAUCUUAAUAUCUCUUCUUCAUCCUCACACUGGGUCCUGGGUGAUUCAAAGACCGAAUCAAGCAUCACGACUGGCGCCACAAAAAAUCCGACGAAGCAAGCAAAAGUUGUAAUUCUUAUUUUGAUAGCAGAGUAGUUUAUAGCACGCAUGGUGCAUGGAGUAGAAUGGAGCGCAUGGAGCACCUGCAGCCUGCCCACGCAUGGAGUGCAUGGAGUGCGUCGCCGGCGUGUUGUAACGGACGGGCACGAGUGGAGCAUGCCCCGUCGGAGUUGGUUCUGAUGGGCUAGACGCCCGGGGGGGCGCUUGGUGAUGUGUCGGGGGGUGACGUUACUGGCGGCGCUGCAGUUGGUUUGUGGGGGGCCCUGAGCUAAGGGAACCAGCUUGCAUAUUUUGAUAGCAGAGUAGUUUGUGCCAGUCCUUGAAUGACAAAGAUAUAAUUUUUUUUACUGUCAAAAUUUAUACCACGACAUUCGUUGUCAACUACUUAUAUAUGAAUAUUGAUAAUAUUAUGAACGGAUCCUAAUGUAAACGUGGCAACUAUAGUUCUUUUCUAAAUAAUUGGAUUACUUGAUUCUUGUGAAUUUUUGUUUCCGAGUUAGGUGUGCUCCACCGAUAAUAUUGAUGAUAUUAUACAAUGAAUAUGAAAUCAUUUUCACCUCUCCCACAUGAUCCACUUCGUCUCAACUUCACGUCCACGACCACCACUUCUUGAUAAAAACAUCAGCCUGCCCUUCCCUCAAGUGCAUCUUACAAAUAUCAGCCCGCUCUUGCCUCAAGUGCAUCGGACGGAGAUUUGUGGGCCAAGGGAGUACAGCACUCUUACCGUUCUGCGCUACGAGGCGAAUGGAACUACGUGCCGAAAACAUUAACCCAGAUCGACUCUCAAGAAUAUUUGACAUUUAUGGAUGAGGCAAGCAUCAUGCAACGAACUAGAACGCAGUCACAACCUCCUGUUGUUAGAUUCUAACCUAUGGAAUUCUCAAACGGGUCGAGACAACCGACUCGGCGAUGAGGAAGCAGGAACGCCAGAGGCAGAAAUAGAGCCAAGUAAGCCAGCGGAACCCCCUGCAACUUCAGCUGGAGGAGGAUCAUCGAAAGUUAAGAAGGAAAGUUGUAACUGAGUGAAACAUCUCGAGGUCGAUUUGCGAUAGAAGUUCCGUCUUUCAUAAUAACUCAGUCAAAAAAAAAGGACGAAUUUUCUAUACGUUUUUUGGUCUAUCUUCACUUAAUCGACAAACAAUCUAUUAUCUUGAUGUCGGAUGAUUGACCCAGACCAAGAAGAUUAAUCUAAAAAAUUCUUCCACUUGUUCUCCUGUUCCUAUUCGCCAUGAUCUCCUCAUCAUCAUCAUCAUCAUCAUCAUCAUCAUCGUCGUCAUGUCUAAUGUACCCGCAUCGUCCGCCAAAGCGAAGAAGAACCAGACUGGAGGCGAGCAAAUGCUUGAGGAGUCUGCUAGUGUACCGAAUCUUACAUCUAAACGUUGGGGACAUGAGGCGAUGCUACGUUUUUCACUCUAUUCCGUAGCGAGAGCGCGUAAACAGGAAGCCGAACGAGUCGAGCAGGACACGGCCACUCUGGAAAAGGCGCUUACGAAUUUGAUAUGAUCAUAGUGAGGAGGCAGGUCAAACUGUGGACGGUGAAUUAAAUCCUAUCCUAUCAUAGUGAAUAAUACCGGCGUUAUUCAGUCAGUUAAACCACGAGAAGCAAAGUGAGUCAAAUUUCAACGGAACUUCCGUUACGGAAGAUUUAUCUGUUACCCAAGGAGCACACCAUGAUCGUUUCCAUUUGACACGUUUCCAUUGAUUUGACACCGUUGCCAUCGGAAAGAAGCGAAGCUGAUGAAAUUAAAUCAAAUUAUAUGUAGAGGACGGACGACGGACAAGAAAGAAAAACCGUGCAGAGAUUGUACUUUAGCAGCGUUCUAAACAGAAACACCAAAAUUGUGGUUUUUAUGAAAAUACACUUGAAGAUAUCGCGUGCUACUAACGAAGCAAAAGCUGACUCGAUGUAUGAUAGAUAUAAGUAAUCAUUCUCGUUUCUUUUAUUUCAAUUUACCCGAACCGGUGCCGUAGUUGCGAACACAACUUGCAUAGAGAAAAGUAUCAGCUAUGGUAUAUAUGCCGGAUCGGACGUAGACCUAGACGUAGAGUUUGCUUGCUGUAUCUGUGAUUUUUCCUUAACUUUCACCAUAACGACGACCUUGUCUAAUGCUUUUUGUCACCUAUUCUGAAUGUUGACCAAAUGGUCCCAUCAAGUUCAGCUGAGCUACACUCUUACGGUGAUGCUUUUUUUUAUAACG
Messenger RNA from Amoebophrya sp. A25, 2531 nucleotides. Lineage: Eukaryota; Dinophyceae; Syndiniales; Amoebophryaceae. The record is from the annotation of a GenBank genome assembly.